AUGUCUGACACCACAGAUAUGCCACACUCAGAACAGGACAACGUUAACCUGUCACAAAGCUCGGCCGACAGCAUAUUAGACUGGUCGCAAUUUUACGAUAUGUUCAUGAAUAUUGAACAACGUUUGCCAAAUUUUGAUCACAUGUUGAUGGCCAUGAAUGAUUACGCUUUUCAGAGAACUUCAAGACAAAGACAAACAAAUGAUUUAAAUGAAUUUUAUGGAGUGAUUAAAAAAGGUCUUAUUGAUUGGUAUACAAAUAGUAUUGAAAAUAAAAUUAAUAGGACACCUGAUUUUAUCGAUUUGACAAAUCAUGUUUUUGGUGAUGACAUAAUGCAAGUUGACAAAAAACUAGUUAGUACUACAAGUCCUAAAACCGAAACUAAUAAAAUUACAGACACUAGUGGUAAUGCAGAUGCUAGUAAAAGUACUAACACAAGUGCUAAUAAUACUGAUGCUAAUGAAAGUACAAGCACAAGUGCUAAUAAUACAGAUGCUAAUGAAAAUACAAACACAAGUGCAAACACAAGUGCUAAUAAUACAAAUGCUAAUGAAAGUACAAACACAAGUGCUAAUAAUACAGAUGCUAAUGAAAAUACAGACAUACGUGCUAAUAAUACAGAUGCUAAUGAAAAUACAGACAUAAGUGCUAAUAAUACAGAUGCUAAUGAAAGUACAAACACAAGUGCUAAUAAUACAGAUGCUAAUGAAAGUAUAAACACAAGUGGUAAUACAGAUGCUUGUGAAAAUACAAACUUAAGUGCAAACACAAGUGCUAAUAAUACAGAUGCUAAUGAAAAUACAAACACAAGUGCUAAUAAUACAGAUGGUAUUAAAAGUACAGCCACAAGCCCUAAUGAGGAUCCUAUUGAUAUUGAAGAAGCUGUUGCUAAAUUAAGGGAUCGUUUGUAUGCUGAAGAAGGUAUCAAUACUAAAAGGGCUAGUGCACAUUUCUUUAAUCGUUUAAAUAUUGCAAAACAUUUAAAAUAUAAUUACAGCCAUAAAGAUAGUAUGAAAGCAUCAGAAAUGUCUAAGUCAACUGAGACAAAUGUUGACACCGAGGAWAGUUUUAAAAUAAUAAUGCCUAAUAUGACUAAAUAUAAUACAAUCCAAAGGAAGAGACUUCCUAUCGAUAGUAAUAUCCAUCUUGGAAAUGAUUAUGAACGUCAUUGGUGGAGACAAACAAACGAUAAAAUUAUUUUAUAUGUGGAUAUAUCUGACUUAAUUUUUGAAUUAGUUCCAAAUAUUAAGGUAGAAGUAACCAUAAUUGGUUUUAAGAUUAAAGUAAAACGUUCAAACAAAUGGGUUGUUAUAUUGUCAAAUAAGUUUGAAAAAGCUAUUGCAAAAACCAAAUGGGUAGUCAAUAAAUACAAACAUGUCAAACUAACCAUUAAUAAGAAGGAAAAAGAAUUUUGGAGUAAAUGUCUGGUUACUGAAACAAGAGAACUCGAUACAUCAAAUUUUAAACAUCAUUCUUGUUCUAAUGAAUGCAACACACCCAAACCACCUAAAUUAGAAAUGCUUAAAACAAGAGAAGAAUGUAAAGAAAGAUCAAAGAUUAAGUCACCAGAAGAAUGUGACGAUGGAGAUAUUGAUACAUUUAUGAAAGAAAUAAAUGAUAUAGUUCCAAUUACAACUAAAAAACCGCAAGAUUCAGCUUCAACUUUGAAUUCGUCUGUAGAUACAAGUACAGUCAUGUCUCUGGAAUCUGACUCUGAAAAUCCCCAAAGUACACAACAAUUUUUCAUGGACUCUGAAUUUCCACUAACUUUAUCAGAUUGA
Diuraphis noxia (Russian wheat aphid) is the source of this 1779-nucleotide messenger RNA. RefSeq lists its product as uncharacterized. The record is from RefSeq and is a predicted model, not a curated record. NCBI's taxonomy places the organism in Eukaryota, Metazoa, Arthropoda, Insecta, Hemiptera, Aphididae.